AUGUCAACCAAAGUAGCUAAUACCACCACCGCCACUAAUCAAUCGAAUCCAAAGUUGGAAAAAGAAUUGACAGAAGAUACAAUUAGCGACAUGUCUAGCGACGGAAUUGAAAAUGAAGGAGUUGAGGCAAGCGAGGUUGGUGCCGACAAGAUCCUCGACGAAGAGUCUGGCUCUAGUGAAGGUGUCAUGAAGCAAGCCUUUGGUUUUAUCAAGAACCAUCUAAAGGUCGGUGCUGACAUGACCAAACUCCCCAUCCCAGCAACUUUUGUUGCCCCUCUCAGCUUCCUUGCUGCUCAACAACACCAAUCUGCCAUAUAUUCACAUGUUCUCAUGCAAGCCGACUCGAUAAAGGAUCCAGAACAAAGAUUUUUACAAGUUUUAAAAUAUCAUAUGACUUGGCCAAAGAUGUUUUUCCCAAAGAAUCCAUUAAAUCCAAUUUUGGGAGAAGUCCAUGAAUCACAUGUAUUAAAUGUAGAUGAAAAGACAAAUGAAACCAUCAAAGAUGAUAAAACUGUAUUUAUAGCUGAACAAGUAUCUCACCAUCCACCAAUAUCAUGUUUCCAUUUCCAUAAUGAUAAACAUGGAAUUACAUUUGAAUCAAAACAACAAAUCACACCAGUCUUUAAGGGUAAGCAUAUUCGUGCUACUAUGGACGUAAAGAAUGUUAUUACACUCAAAAACCACAAUGAAACCUAUAUCAAUGAAAAGUUCCCAGAGGGAUAUUUACGUCUACUCCGUUGGAAGUUUGAAUUCUGUGGUAAAUAUGGAUUCGUAUGUCCAGAGACUGGUUAUUCUGCACAAAUCAACUUUAAGGAUAAACCACUUAUUGGUAGUCAAUGGCAUACAGUCAAUGUUCAAGUAUUCAAGGGUACCGAAUUAAUAUAUGAUAUUACUGGUACUCAUGUUGAUACAUUAAAUAUUACAAAUGUUAAAGAUAAGAGCACAUCAGUUUUCAUUAAUUAUAAUACAAUGAGACAAGAUACAGUUACUGAAAAACCAUUUGAACAAUUAAAGGACAAUGAAUCGAUAAGAGUAUGGAAGGGUGUUGCCGAUGCUUUUGCUAAAAAGGAUGGUCGUCGAGCCGGUCUUGAGAAACAAAAGGUCGAAGAAGCCCAAAGAAAAAAGGCAAAGGCCCACCAAAAUCAUGUACAUGUCCCAGCUUAUUUCCAAUUCUACACUCCGGAAAACGUAAACAAACCAGACAUUCAUUUUAUUCUUCCAGCUACUCAACAAGAUCAAUCUUCAACAGUAACCCCUCAAGAAUAA
Messenger RNA from Cavenderia fasciculata, 1266 nucleotides. It is a transcript of the gene osbF, whose product is annotated as oxysterol binding family protein. The record is from RefSeq and is a predicted model, not a curated record. Gene Ontology annotation, molecular function: sterol binding. The transcript is spliced from 4 exons. Bases 1 to 1266 code for a protein of 421 amino acids. NCBI's taxonomy places the organism in Eukaryota, Evosea, Eumycetozoa, Acytosteliales, Cavenderiaceae. Gene Ontology annotation, cellular component: cytosol; membrane; intracellular membrane-bounded organelle.